UCCUGGUCUGAUGGCUUCUCCGGGCUCACAGCCCCGCACCGGCCUGAUGGAGACAGACUUCUGUGUCCUGGGUUCCAGGCCUCAAGGCCCCACAGUGUCCUUAUGCAGAAGGGGAAUCUGCCACCAGGAGGGCUGACCUUCGAGGACAUCGCUGUGAACUUCACCCGGGACGAGUGGCAGGCGCUGAGGCCUGAACAGAGACGUCUGUACCAGGAGGUGACGCUGGAGAACUACCGCAACCUGGUCUCCCUGGGAGGAGAGGAGACCGUCAAGCCCGACGUGAUCCUGAGGCUCGAAAGAGGCCAGGGGCCGUGGUCAGCGGAGGAGGCCGGGGCGCAGAGCAGCGGCGCGGACCCAGGUGAACAAGCCGAUUCAACAGUGCAGAAUUAUUCAAAAACAGCGAUGUGUAAGCUCCGAAGUUCACUGUCGGCGAGCGUGGUGCAGACCGGCAGCCAGAGGCGGGCGGGGCGGGAGGCCGAGCUGGCUGCUGACGCUGGACCUGCGCCCCAGCCCCUGGCCCUCGGGAUGGGACCCGCGGCGCUGACCGCAGGGCGUUUCUCUCCUGCCUCGGGGUCCCCAGAGGCAGAGUGGGCCCUGCCCCCGACCGUCGGUGGACGCCAGCGGGGCCACAAGGAUCGGCGUUUCACCCCAGGCGCGGAGAGGAAGGCUCCAAGGAACUUCUCUUUGUAUUCCCUUUUAGGAGAAGCCUGCCAGGUCCCGGGGCAGGUUCGGCGGCCACGGACCACGCCGAGGGCUCUCCGGCGAGAAGCUGUGCGCAGCGACAGGGCAGCGCUGACCCGGGGCCGGCCGCGAGGCUCGCGGCACCAGGAGAGGGCGCUGCCCAGCGCGGGGGAGGCUCCCCCGAGUCGCCGGCUCCCCCAGCGCGGCCCGGCCCGGCGCGGUCGGCCUCGGAAACGCGGUGUGGACCGGGAAGACGGCGCACGGAAUGGCUCCCCUGAAGGUCAUAGGGCUGGGAAGUUAAGGGGCCACGAACCGUUCCAGGCUGUGGAGAAGCCCUUUGACUGCGACGCCUGUGGAGAGUCGGCCUGCGGCCAGCGUCUGCGCCCGCGCCAGCCCGCGCCGGCCGCCGGGGAGAAGCGCCACCGGUGCGCCCAGUGCGGCAAGACCUACAAGCAGAAGCCCAACCUCGUCCAGCACCAGGCGACGCACGCCCAGCAGAAGCCCUACAGCUGCAGGGUCUGCGGCAAGGCCUUCGCCUGGCAGUCGGCCCGCAUCAACCACGAGAAGACCCACAGCGCCGAGAGGGCCUACGGGUGCGGCGCGUGCGGCAAGGCCUUCAAGUUCAAGUCGGCCCUGGCGCAGCACCAGCGGGUGCACGCGGGCCAGAGGCCGCACCGCUGCGCCGACUGCGCCAAGGCCUUCGUGUUCAGGUCGGACCUGCUGCGACACCGCAGGACGCACACCGGGGAGAAGCCCUACAGGUGCACCGUGUGCGGGAGGGCCUUCGCCCAGAAGUCCAACGUCGUGGACCACGAGCGCAUCCACGCGGGCGAGCGCGCCUUCGCGUGCGAGGAGUGCGGCCGCACCUUCAAGCAGAGGAAGAACCUGCUGCAGCACCGCGGCGUGCACACCGGGCAGAAGGCGCACGCGUGCGACCGCUGCGGGAGGGCCUUCCUGCAGAAGUCCAACCUGCGCAGCCACCGGCUGACGCACUUCGGGGAGAAGGCGCACCGCUGCGCCGAGUGCGGGAAGGCCUUCAGCCGCCAGCUGGGCCUCCGCCUGCACGGGAAGACGCACACCGGGCAGAAGCCGCACGUGUGCCCCCGGUGCGGGAGGGCCUUCGCCGACAGGUCCUACCUGGUGAAGCACCAGAGGAGGGUGCACCCCGGAGAGGAGCCCGCCAGUGACCAGGGCGGCCCAAGCCCCAAGGGGCCCGCAGUUUGACGGCCUCGCAGAGGGCAAUGGGGACGUUGGCUUCUCCUUGGAAACUGAUCUGAUUAAUGCAGUCAGCAGACUUCGUUUAGUUGUCUUUCUUUUUUUAGUUGCUGAUGGACCUUUGUUUAUUUCCUUAUUUGUAUGUGCUGC
This is a messenger RNA of Marmota monax (woodchuck), 2046 nucleotides long. RefSeq names its product zinc finger imprinted 3-like. The coding region runs from base 103 to 1905 and encodes 600 amino acids. The transcript is spliced from 4 exons. Gene Ontology annotation, molecular function: DNA-binding transcription repressor activity, RNA polymerase II-specific. The record is from RefSeq and is a predicted model, not a curated record. Lineage: Eukaryota; Metazoa; Chordata; Mammalia; Rodentia; Sciuridae. Gene Ontology annotation, biological process: negative regulation of transcription by RNA polymerase II.